Lentinula edodes (shiitake mushroom) is the source of this 4403-nucleotide messenger RNA. RefSeq lists its product as uncharacterized. The record is from RefSeq and is a predicted model, not a curated record. Lineage: Eukaryota; Fungi; Basidiomycota; Agaricomycetes; Agaricales; Omphalotaceae. Bases 60 to 4235 code for a protein of 1391 amino acids. The transcript has 5 exons.
GUUCGACAGAAAUAAGAAUCUAGAAACGACGUCGACUAUUCCUUCAACAUCCUGACCCUAUGGCCAUCACUGAGAAUGCGCUUCCAGCAAGUCCCCUUGAGCGCAACUCGGUACCUCACAUUGAUCUAUCGAAGACAUUCAACACUACUGGUACCAAGAAGAACAGGAAUCAGAACUCCACACCCUCCAGCUCAUCUCGGAAACCUAUGGGCAAUUUGAACAGGUUGUCUGGCCAUGCUAAACCCUUAGGAUUACUUUCUCCCCCCUCCAGUCAAAUAAAUGUUCUCUCGGGCGAACCAAAUUCCGAACGAAACUCAGACCGCCAUUCUGAUUAUGAGCCGCGCGAAAAGGACGAGGACCCUGCGAGACUUUUAAUUAGUCCACCCCCGGAAGAGGAACUUCAGCAAAUCAAUAUCAGUCAGAGAUCUAGCUUUCAUAAACCAUCUACGUCUCAUCUAAAUGAUUCUACGAAAUCAAUUCCAACAUCUUCUAUUGCACCAUCUCAUUCUAAACGGAAACGGUCAAUGGCUGCUACACACUCCUUUGUCGGCUCGUCUUACACUACCAUCCAUAACGGCGAUCUUGCCACUGACGCUCAGGCUACGCCUAAUCCCAAGCCUCGCAAACAGUCAAGGAAGUUUAAUCGCGCCCAUGUACGAACAGUCUCGAAUCAGUCCGACACAUCCAUACAAACCACCCCUUCGCCAACCCGAGGUUCGGGGAUUGCAACGUCUACUUUGACAGAGCAGGAACUCUUGCCUCUACCUUCCUCUUUAACGGGUCACAGCGUCCAGGCUACACCUAGUCGCAAACGGAGACAAUCUAAGCUGAUGCGGUCCCCUCGUACCUUUAAUCCGAAUGCCGACUACAUUCCUACCUUCAGAACAGAUUCUGACGAAGAAUCGACCAACGUUGAAAAUAAUCAAUCGCGGUGGCCGUAUACGAAAAAAACCGUGCGGAUGGGGCGCCGCAGUGUAACCCCUGCUACCAUACCUCCGUAUGAACCCCCACCCGUUAUGUUCACGCCUCCUAGGGAAGUUGUUCACAGCCCUGUGACAUCGACAACUAAGUCGAAACGCAAAGCAGGAAAAUCCAAAGGGUUGAAAUUGGAUCUCCAAAUCAAAAGUGAACCGCCUGAUAUUGACUAUUUAAACGCGCCCAUGCCGCCUCCGAGUCCUACUGAUGACCCGCUUUUAUUGAGUGGGCCACCCGAGGGAAGUUGUACACCUUCACGAAGUCGAACCAUGCGCGAUGCGUCUGUUUCCGCGGACUUUGCUCAGAAUAUACGAAAGCAACCAUCCUUUGCACUUGAAAAAGAGAGUCUGCCUCCUUCUUCCCCUCCUGCGCAGGACGAUUCUUCUUCUUCGCCCUCACAAGCUACUUACCAUUGGCCGAAUACCGGAGUGGUACAGGAGGACGACCGGUCAACUGACAGCAUGGAGCUCGACAUGCAACCACAUGAAUAUGCGGAGAUGGAGGGUAUCCCUUACUUUGGAUUUGGCCUAGAAGGCUUUGCUGUGGCUUCGGCUGGAGCUUGGAGUGAUAGCGAUGAGGAGGGUCCACAUACUCCUAUGCGCGAAACCGGCGUAAUCGAUGAAGGCAUUGGUGAAUUUACUGGACAUUGGCGCAUGACCCAAGUUCCCACCAAAGCAGAUCCACCGAGUAGCACAACAAGAACUCGGAUGGAUGAAUGGGGCAGACCGAAGAGUCCAUAUCCAUACAGACGACCCUCUUCAAGCUCCAGCCUUCCGCGCGUUGGAAGCACCAGUCCGUCACCGUCUCAUCCUAAAUCUCGUGUGAAUGCUUCUGCUACUGCUGACGUAGAGGAGGCGGACAGAAGUGUACCACUCGCUGACGAAGACCACACAAUCACCUUGCAUCCCCCAUUGUCAGAGCCUCCAAGUGCUCAAGAAGCAGAAACUCGUUCCUAUCAUGAACAUAAAAAUAUUGAGGAUGCAGAGGAGCAAGAGGAACAAGAAGUUCGAGCACUCAGUAUUUCUGCAGAUGACGAAGGCGAGGAUAGCGCGGAUGAAGAAGAAGUCAGGCGAUUGAGUUUAGGACCAGAGCAACAAUUUGAGCAAAAAGAUCCGGAUUUUGAACAGGAAGAAUCGGAAGUCGAGGAUCUGAACCUUAGUAGUGCUUCUUUUGAUAUGAUAGUCGGUGACCAUAUCGCAGAACCGUCUGGCGUCACGGCAACAGCACAUACUCCUCGUCGUGUUCACUCGGCAGAGUCUCAGGCGUGCUCUUCGCCUGCUCCGCUUAGAGAUCUAGCUUUCCUUUCUGACAAGAGGCGUGGUAAUACGCGCCUUUCCGCAUUGGAACGAGCCAAGGAACUAUUUGGUACACGUUCGAGUCCCGUGAAACCAUUAUCGGGUCUGGCACAGAUUUUCGACGACGAUGAGCAGGACGCCGAGGCAGCUCAUUCAUCUCAUCAAGUAAAUGAGAGGCCUAUCACCGUUGAUAAGGUAUUUGAAGAGGAAGAGGAGGAGUUGAAAAUGGACGCUGCAGAAGAUGCCGCCGAAAUGAGCAGUGGAGAUGAGUCUGAUCCUAUGUCCCAAGAUCCUGGCUUGGUUCAAAUCACUAGCUCUGAUCCCAAAGCUGCUGCUAGAGCUGCUGCUAUCUUAAAACAGCACGACUACGAUUGCUUCACCAAGAUUGUUCUGAGGCAACAGCAACAACACACUCGAGAAAUCUCGCAUUACACUGUCGAGAAGUUGAAACGGGACAGUCGUCGUAAGACGCUGUCCGGUGCGGGAAUCUCUAAGGGCAAACUUCGCUCGACGCCGAGACGCUCGCUGGGUACCGUUGUGGGUGACAUGGUCUAUAUACCUGGCAGUCCGGUGACAACUCUAGGGGGACUACUAAAGGAAGCCGAGAAGGAAGUCCAAGAGGAGCAGUUUAGAGCCGUUUCGCCCCGCAUCUCCAAGUCUGGUUCUCUGAUGCCCGAAGAUAAUGCACUCGUCGGAAUGGGGCUUGGUGAACGUGCAUCGUACCGUACUCCUUUGCCUGCGAAAUAUGGGCUCGCAAUCCGACCGCAGAGUACACUCGUGCAUGAAAUCAGGGAUGUAGAAGAUGAUCACCAGAAUGAUCAACAGUUGGCUUACAAAGAAUGGACAAAGGAAGAAUGGAGAAUCCUUGAUGCCUGUUUUACAGAUGAGAGAAUAGAUCUUGCAUCCCGAUCGUCAUCCAACUCGAUCUCAUCUCCCCUGAAUGACGGACAUGAAGAUGUUCCAUUGGCAGAAGUUGACUUCGUCGACGUUGACGUUGUGGUUCAAAGAUUCAUAGUCGAAAUGGGCGGGGACGAUAUCACUAAUGCUCGUGGUUGGUCAAGAGAUAGUCUUCGUGCUAGAGCUAAAGCAAUUCAGAAGAAACAGCGUGCAGGACACGUCGCACCACCUACAACUCCUUACACUCCCCGUACAAUAUCCAAGAGUCGCGAGCCAUCGUCUUCUAUGGAAGUUCCCGACUUCACACCCCUAAAUCGACGACCUUUUCCUCUGAGGAACCCUGUAUUGUUGCCUCCGCCUGGUGGAUCUACCGCACCUUUCAGUAGUAUACCUGAUGACGUAGUGGAGGAGCCUCGACGGCACAAAGUCCCAUCAACAUUGUUAGCUCCUCGAUAUUCACAUCUCUUACAUGAAGCAGUCGCUAUCAGCCGAGAAUUGGCAAGUGAAGAACCUUCUUUGACAAAUUCAGAAAUGGGUACUCUCAAUUAUCUGUCGUUUCCGACUGUCAAGACUUCUUCCCUACCCAAAGCUGGUCUUGGACGUUUGUUCUCUUACAUUCCCGGUUUUUUGAAAACUCCGGCUACUUCCACUCGCAAAGCACACGACUCCAAACCCGGCCUUCCCCUUCCUCCUGCUGAGAUUAUAGACAAACAUCGAGGUCCGAUUGUCACUCCUGCACGUCCGCCAGCUCCGAAGUCCAAACCUCCGAAAGAAUUGGUGAACUUGCAUCACCAACCUGUGCCGGACAAGAAGGAAACAUCGAAGAUACCCAGGAAGGUUCCACAGAGGAUGGUGCAGCUGAACCAGGUUGGAUUGCCUAAAGAACGUCAGGAACCAAUUGUAAGGCCUAGGAGAAGCAGCGGGGGCAGUGUCAAAGAUCUUAUCAAGACAUUCGAAUCAUUUGAUGAUAACGCUCAGCAUACGGCAAGUGUCAGGAACAUCGGGAAUUGGAAGAAAGGCUUGCCUGGUAGUGAGAAGAGCUGCAGUAAACCGCUCUGGAAGCCAUAGUUCGUUAGAUACAGAUAGGAUCAAUAUUGCGCGGUACAAUCGAAUUACGCCAGACUUUUAGAUCUGCUAGUACUUGAGACAUAUGUUUUUUUUCUGUAUAUACAUAACCGAGUAGCGCCGGCCAGCGGCAUAGCCCGCUACCCGUACUUAGGAUUAAUGUUAGGAAAU